UAAAACCGAAAGGAAAGCCCCUGUACAAACAGAACGAACGCUGCUCUUCAGCGGUUCGCCCAUGACAACAUCAACAACUGAUUAACAACCGCGAUUUCGGUACCGCGAGCGCCGUGGCCCCUAUCUCCCAUUGGCCGUGUUCAUCAUUCGCGUUAGUGCAGCAGCCGCAUUCACACACCCGCCGGAAGCUUCCGCUUGAAAGCAGUACAAAACCCCGAACCUCCGAAAAUGUCAUCGAUCGUGCGUAAAGUGAUCUCCACCAAGAAGUGCCCGAAAGCGCUGGCCCCGUACAACCAAGCCAUCGUGGCUGACCGCACCGUGUACUGUUCCGGCGUGCUCGGUAUGGAGCUCGAUACGCUCAAGCUGGUGCCGGGCGGUGCGGCCGCACAAACGGCAAAAGCGCUCGAGCAUUUGACCAACCUGCUGGCCGAGGCGGGAUCCGGCAUUGAUAAGGUUGUCAAAACGACCGUCCUGCUGGGCGAUAUGAACGAUUACGCCACCGUGAACGAGGAGUACAAGAAGGUGUUCAGCAGCAGCUUCCCAGCCCGGACGUGCUACGGAGGCAUCAAGCUGCCGCUCGGUGCUGCCGUCGAGAUAGAGGCCAUCGCGCUGACCGGUGCCGUGGUCAACAUUUCCGAAUGACUAGACGCGAAAAUGUAAAGCGUUUGGAUGUCCGGUGGUAAGGUUGUGUUUGCGGUUACCUUAUUGCUGUGCCUUCCAUCCCGGCACAACACUCGAAGCGAAUACAUCGUCAAUUGACAGUGAACUUGUGAAGUUUAAUCCGAUUUUUGGUUUAGCAUAGCCGUAAUAAAUGGUGGUAAACAAAUCGGG
Anopheles stephensi (Asian malaria mosquito) is the source of this 831-nucleotide messenger RNA. RefSeq names its product rutC family protein UK114 (gene UK114). Bases 229 to 642 code for a protein of 137 amino acids. Gene Ontology annotation, cellular component: cytosol. NCBI's taxonomy places the organism in Eukaryota, Metazoa, Arthropoda, Insecta, Diptera, Culicidae. Gene Ontology annotation, molecular function: deaminase activity. The transcript is spliced from 3 exons. The record is from RefSeq and is a predicted model, not a curated record.